Capsicum annuum is the source of this 1031-nucleotide messenger RNA. Its product is annotated as peptide methionine sulfoxide reductase. NCBI's taxonomy places the organism in Eukaryota, Viridiplantae, Streptophyta, Magnoliopsida, Solanales, Solanaceae. The record is from RefSeq and is a predicted model, not a curated record. Gene Ontology annotation, molecular function: peptide-methionine (S)-S-oxide reductase activity. The transcript is spliced from 2 exons. Bases 293 to 871 code for a protein of 192 amino acids.
UCCCAAAUUACAUUUUAUCAAAACGCAUACUAAAUAUAUGAUUUUUUUUCUUUUUCUUUUUGAUAUUUCAUCAGUUAGGCACCUACUAAAUAUAGUAUGAUCUCAGUCAACACAUACAAAAUCUUUCAAGUUGUCUUUAAUUUUUUACCAAGAAUAUUCAAAUGACAAGUACAAUAAUGCAUCUUAGCUAAUUAUAUGACCAGGUUCACUUUAAUCUAUAUCUUCAACAAUGCAAUUCAUUUCUAUAUAAAUAAAUUACAAAUUCCAUACAUUGUCUUAAGAAAUUUAACCAAUGUCUUCCAUUAGCAAGUCAAACAAUCCAGCACUAGAUCCGGAUCUGGAUAACCCGGAUCAUAAGGGUCUGGAUUUUGCCCAGUUUGCAGCAGGAUGUUUCUGGGGAGUCGAAUUGGCUUUCCAGAGAGUUGAAGGAGUUGUGAAGACGGAGGUCGGGUAUUCUCAGGGGAAUGUACAUGACCCGAAUUACAAGCUUAUUUGCACCGGAACUACUGAUCAUGCUGAGGUUAUUCGGAUCCAGUUUGACCCGAAUGUAUGCCCGUAUAACAAUCUACUUUCUCUGUUUUGGAGUCGCCAUGAUCCCACCACUCUAAAUCGCCAGGGUAACGAUGUGGGAAAGCAAUACCGCUCAGGCAUAUACUACUAUAAUGAUGCUCAGGCUCAACAGGCAAGGGAAUCAUUGGAAGCUAAGCAGAAGGAAUUUGCGGAUAAGAAGAUUGUCACAGAAAUUCUUCCUGCAAAGAGAUUUUAUAGAGCAGAAGAAUAUCAUCAGCAAUAUUUAGAGAAGGGUGGGGGCAGAGGUGCUGCGCAGUCGGCUGCAAAGGGCUGCAAUGAUCCAAUAAGGUGCUACGGUUGACCUAAGUCUUUGUAUGUCAAAGCAACUAAAAGAACUUGUUGGGCAUUCGUCUUGCUUAUGUUUUAAAUAAAUAUGUUAAUGGUUCUUGAUAUUUUCUAUAAUUACUUGUUCUCUUGAAUGGAAUGACUAAUAGUCGUAAUGUAUUUUCUCUUGGUCGUUA